This is a messenger RNA of Babesia sp. Xinjiang, 2157 nucleotides long. It is a transcript of the gene nip7, whose product is annotated as 60S ribosome subunit biogenesis protein nip7. Gene Ontology annotation, molecular function: RNA binding; chromatin binding. The record is from RefSeq and is a predicted model, not a curated record. Gene Ontology annotation, cellular component: nucleolus. Gene Ontology annotation, biological process: DNA replication initiation. Lineage: Eukaryota; Apicomplexa; Aconoidasida; Piroplasmida; Babesiidae. Bases 1 to 2157 code for a protein of 718 amino acids. The transcript is spliced from 7 exons.
AUGGACAUGGUUGACCCCGGUGACGAUGGGCCACAGUUUGUAUUUAGGCUUCACCGCGAGAGGGUGUACUACAUGAAUGAAUCUAUUUUGAAGUAUAGUGGAUGUAUUAACCAUAAGAAUCUGAUAUCGGCUGGUGUUUGCCUUGGAAAAUUCACGAAGUCCAAGCAUUUUCGCCUACAUAUCACAGCAUUGCAUUACAUGGCUCACUAUUCUAAAAGCAAGGUUUGGCUGAAGUCUGGUGAACAAUCAUUUGUCUAUGGUAACAACGUUGCUAAGAAGCACAUAGGUCAAAUGAGUGAGGACAUUGAGCAAAAUGGCGGCGUAGUGGUUAUGUUUAACAAUCUUCCACUAGGUUUUGGUGUGACAUCUAAGUCAACGGAGUCUCUUAAAACAGCGCUCCCUGACGAUGUUGCAGUCUUCCAUCAGGCUGAUAUUGGUGACAAUACACACAUCGCAAUGCACGCUACAUUACCUAAAAAAAGCGCUAUUGAUAUUAAAAAGAGUAGGCGCAAAGCGCUAUCUGCGCUGAGGGCCCAUCCUAGCGUCACAGCUCCGCGCGCAAAGACAGACUCGAGUCCGCGUGAGUGUGAUAUUACCAUCCGUAACUUGAAUACGCUGGAUGGUUACAAGCGUCUGAUUGCUAGGUUGUGUACUGUGGCUACUUCUGACCCUGAAAACGGUCUCGAUGGCGUGCUUUUACUGUUCGACAUUGUAGGAUUUCGUGGCGGUGGAACUGCUGAAUUGAAGACAUUUGUAGCUAAAUUGGCAUUACGUUCACUUGUUGCUGUUGCGGUUCAUCUUAUACCUCGAAUUUCGUAUGAGUUGCUUGUCGAUACCGAGGAAGAUACGGGUGAUAAGAAGGCUGAGGGUAAUAAACGAAAGGAACCUACAAAAGCGGUUAGACCGACUGCCAGUAGUCUGGUUGAGACUGAGCGAGUUAUUUCUAAGAAGAUUGUUGAUUUGCGUGACCGACUUGUGGAUCACUGUUAUAAGGAGUUGAAAAAUGACCCUGAGUUGAUAGUGCCACUAGUGUCUAGGUUAACAUCAGCAGAUGUUAGGCCUAAUAUGAAGCUGAUAAGGCUAUGUGUUGACUGUUGUAACAAUUAUGAUGAACCUUUGGCUGCCUUGUGUGUUAAGAGUCUGCGUGACAUGCUUGAGCAGUGUUCGAUUCGUGACCUUGAGAAGACACUUAAAGUAGUGCUUAAGGGAACCAAUAUCCAUGUAGGUGUUUUACGUGGUAUUAAUGCGAUUCCUCUUGCGAAACGGCAACAUAGUUUUGAGUUGCUGAGCGAGAAUUUGCAACCUGCUGACAAGCAUGUUGAAGAGAUCCUUAGUCAUGUGAUUGCAUUUUACCUGCGUAUCCUUGCGCAAUGUACAGGUGAUAAGCUUGAAGAGUGCCUUACCGGUCUUUCUCGUUUCGGUGCACUUGUAAAUGAGGCCCUGCAGCGUGAGAUCCUGGUCAAAAUGAAGUCGAUAAUUAUCGGUGCCACAUCGUUACGUCCAUCAACCCACGUUCGUGUAUUACAGGCCGCCGCAUCACUUAGUCGAGUGUUACAAGCUAAAUCGCACUGGAUUGUUCAGGAGCUUACCCGUAUGGUACAUAAUACAGGCCCUUAUCUCUACCAAGGACAGGUGCUUCGUGAUGGUAACCAUGUUCAAUUUGCUACACCAUGUCAUAGUUGGGGUCUUGUAAGGACUGUUCAAGUUGUUACAAGUCAAGUUACUUGUGUUGGUGCAUCUUCUGACAUGGAGGAUGUUGUUCAGCUAAUUCAGCAGUUGAUAAGUCUCUGUUUGAUCUGUGACGGUGCUGUAUCGCAAGCGCUUCUUCGUGAGGUGUCUAAGGUAAUAGACCGGUUACCACAUAUUGCCAAUGUCGUUGACAUUGAUGGCAUGGUAUUUUCUGUAUUGGCUAAACGUGCUAGUAGUUUCUGGGAAAUAGGUCUCCUGUUGAAGCAUAUAGACCCCCAGGUGGUUCAUUUGUCUAAAUCUCUUAGAAGACAUGCUAUAAGUUCGGUAUCUUCGCGGCCCAAAGUCAAGGUGAAUCGUCUGUCCAAGACUGGUCCCCCGGAUAUAGCAAGUUGUGGUAGUGACGUCUAUGAUAUGCUCGUCGUUGACGAAUCUGAUUUGUUCACGCCAUAUAGACCUAAAUUAAAGUAG